Molecule: messenger RNA, 2810 nt
Organism: Paramecium pentaurelia
Lineage: Eukaryota; Ciliophora; Oligohymenophorea; Peniculida; Parameciidae
Source: the annotation of a GenBank genome assembly
AUGAAUUAAAAAAAAUCAUAUUCUCAUUUAGAGAUUCAUCUAGAAACCCUGGAAACUAUCUGGGUUCAACAUUCAGGGUUUCUAGAGAGGAUAACUUAAGAAAGUGGAGUUAAUUUCUACUAUUAACAAAAUUUUAUUGUUUUAGUAGGUAUGUAUUGUUUUAUUAUUAUGAAGGGAAUUUGAAUUAUUGUGAGAAAGCGGCUUAAAGAAUUUAUACAAAAAUAUAUGAUGACUUUAUUAUGCAGAUUGAAUAAUUUAGAAAUAAUGAAGAGAUCAAACCUUUUUAUUAACUAUUUUAAUAACCCCAAUAUAGAGAAUUAAGUAAAGGCAAUCAAGGAUUUUGGAUUUAUUCAGCUUAAUCUCUUAUGAAAUAAUAUCUAAACAUGGAAUCAAGAGGAUAUUAAUCUAUUUUUCCAGAUCUACCUAAACAUAUCCUUAUUACUUGGUUCCCUAAAAAUAAUAUGUUAUAUCUAUAAUAAUAGAUUUUCUAAAUGAUUGGUUUUAGAUAUAAACAAUAGAAUUUAAAAGCAAAAUAUUAAUUUGAUGUUUAAUAAAAUGUGACAGCUUUAGAAGCUAUAUCCAUUUAUCUUAAUUUAAAUUUAUAAGAAAUUAUGAAUUAACAUUAACUAUUAAUAGAGCUAAACUAAAUACCUAAUUAAAUUUUCUUGGUGAUCAAAGCAAAUAAUAAGAAUGCAAUUCCUGAAACCUAUAAGAUAUUAGAGGAUCAUUUGGAAAGAAGGAAAUUCUGGUCUAUAGCGUAUUUACAAAUAAAAUUUACUUCAAACAAUCUAUUUUAUUUAAAGAAGAACUUAAAUGAAUAAAUCAGAACUAAUUCCAUAAUCAAUUUAUAUACUUAUGAAGAAGUAGUACUUGAAUCCAAGAGAUUAGAUUAAUAAUUUAAUAUAAAUUUGAAUGAAAUUAUAGUUCAGAGACACAGUAUAUCUAAAAUUUCAUUAUUUUAGGUCCUGAUUCAUUAUUUGUUUUUGGUGAUGAUGAUAAGUAAGGUGAAAUAACAGAUACUAUAAUUUAAAUUGUUAGAAAAUUAAAGUAAAAUAACAGAUUAGAAUAAGGGGACAGAUUCUAAUAGUCGUAUCCUUAUAGAGAAAGUUCAAAUCAUCCAUUUUUAUGGAAUUAAAAUGUAAAUUAGAAAAUGUCUAUUCCUUUCUAAAAUAACCCUAAAAAUUACUAUUAAGAUUAGUUUGCAUAUUAUGAUAAGAAAUAAUUUGAAUAACGUCCCAUUUAAUAGAAAUUUGGAACUAGUAUAAAUGAUUAAUAGUCAACUCAUUAUUAAUAUCCAAAUAAUACUUUGACAGAAGAAAUUGUUUAGAAUGAAGAUUAAAUUGAUAUUCCAUUAAGAAAUUAUAAGAGAUGUUAUAAAAACUAAGAUAAUAAUUAGCCUACACAUAAGAAUUCUAAUUAAAAGAGAUAUAGAUAACGGUAAGUUAAAUAAGAGAUUCAGGAAUUAGAUGUUUCUUUGUAUGUUCCCAAAUUUCCUCAAAAUAACUUUGUUUUCUAAUAUAAUUAAUAAUAAGAAGAAGAGAAAUCUUCAUAAUUAUUAUUCAUUGAAGAAUUAAAUAAGGUGAUUAAAUGUUAAGUAAUUAAAAUAGAACUAUUUUAAUAUUAAAUAAUUUAUACUUAGAACAAUUGUAAAAAUAACAUGAAAAUCAAUUUUACAGAAUUUAAGUCAUCUUUUGAAGAAUUUAUGAAAAAGUUCUAUAAUCAAAAACCUGAAAUAAUUUUAGAAUUUGAUACUGAGAAUAUAAAAAUUAAUGUAAAAUUUAAACAAUAAGAAGACAUUCAUUAAAUAAAGAAUAUUUUCCAUAAAUAUUUUUUAUAAUAAAUGUAUUAUGUCACUUAAUAUUCCACCUAAGCAUUGAAUUUCAUUGAUAUUUUGAGGUUAAAUAGUAAUGUAGAUUAUUUUUCAACUAAAACAGAGUUAUCAGGAUUUUUGGAUGAAAUUUAAUUUUAAGAAUUAGUUGAAAUAUAGGAAGGUUAAUAAAUGGCAAUCAAAAUUUACAACUUCUCAUAUAGGAAUUAUAAAUUAUUAAAGGAGAAGUUCAAUAAUUUUGAGAUUUCUUAAUCUUUUUAAUAGAACUCUUCCAUUUUAGAUAUAUCUAAAUAAGUAGCAAAUAAUAAGAAAGUAAUUAUUAUUUCAGAAAAUUAAUUAAAAUAUUUAAAUUAAGAAUUUGUCGAUUUAGAAGCAUGUUAAUUAAGAAAAUAUAAAGAAUAUUUUAAGAUGCCCUUUUAUUUUGUAUAGAUUGAAUAUAUAGAAGAACUUCUUGAAUAAGCAAAAGUAGAAUUUAAAAGAAUGAAUUAAUAAUAUGUGGAGACUUAAGUAUAAGCAAAAGAAAAAGAGAAUAAAAAGGUUUGGAUGAAAGAGAUAAGAAAAGAUCAAAGUUAUUAAGCUUCAAAAUUAUAUUGUUAUAAUAUGAUGUAAGCAUUUAAUAUAAAAUUACUUAAUGAUAUAAAUGAAAUUGAAAUAAAUACAGAAGAAUAUUAAACUAAUUAAAAUUUAUCCAUGUAUUAUGAAGCAAUAAUAGAUUUGGGUGAUAGAGAAUUGAAUCCUAAUGAUCCUAAAAGCAUUGAGAAUUUGUUAUUUAAUUCAGAUUGUAAAUGUAAAUUUAUCCAAACAAAUAUCAUAGUUGAACUUAAAGAAAUAAAAUUAAUUGAUUUGCCAAUAGGAACAUUUAUUACAUUGUGGAUUCGUAAUUAGAGAGAUAUUUUGGUCGAAUUUAGUAAAAUUAAAAAAAAUGAUAUCUUACCAAGGUAUAUAAUAUUAUUAUUGUAGAGGAUAUAUCCAGAAAAAGUGA